Molecule: messenger RNA, 3097 nt
Organism: Ooceraea biroi (clonal raider ant)
Lineage: Eukaryota; Metazoa; Arthropoda; Insecta; Hymenoptera; Formicidae
Product: GTP-binding protein 2
Biological process (GO): translational elongation
Molecular function (GO): translation elongation factor activity; GTPase activity; GTP binding
Source: RefSeq, a predicted model, not a curated record
AACGUUCGAGUUUCUGUUCUGCACACCUUUCGUCGUUUGUGUUCGGUGGGAAAUGACGGACAGUUCGUGACCCAAUUUUGCACGGCGAGAAAGAGGAAAGUUGAGGUACUGGAACCGUCGAACAUGUCCUGCAACUUUGACAGAGCAGAUGACUCGCACGAUCGCGGCCAGGCAAUCUAAACAUUUGGGAACAAGUGACUCGAAUGAUGUGCGCGGUGUGUCAUAACAUGACAGGUAUCCACAGCUGUCAGUGUUCCCGAUGAAACGGCGAUAUCUACGUGCGCUUAUUCGUGAGAAUGUACGGUUUGGCAGAGGAGGAAGUGUCUCUGUGUAAACGAUAAGUUUUCUUGAACAAAGCGUACACAUCUUUACUGAUAAAGUUUCGAUAGAUAUGGAAUCGUUUUUGCAAUUAUUUGACCCACAAGACGAUAAAAAUAUAAGGAAGAGGCAGUGGGAUGAUUCCGAAAAUGAUGAGGGUAACGGACUGUCUGACUGUGAGACCUCUAGUGGUGAUGAAGACCAAGAGGACUGCCUGCCACCAGAGCCUGAACAAGGAAACGUAGAGUACAAAUUAAAAUUGAUAAACCCAUCUAGUCAGCGUUUCGAACAUCUCGUCACUCAGAUGAAAUGGAGACUAAGGGAGGGGCAAGGAGAGGCGAUUUAUCGAAUCGGAGUGGAGGAUAACGGGAGGCUAGCCGGUUUGACAAAAGAGGAAAUGAAGGCCUCCUUGAAGACGCUGAAGGAUAUGGCUUCCAGACUAGGCGCUACCAUGAGAGUAUUACGCGAGCGAGUAACCACGAGUUCUGCAAGCAAGAACCUGACGUCGCAACGCAAUAGUAAUAAUAACAACGAGGAGAAGAAAGUCGCGGAAGUUUUGGUGAAGAAAUUACGAAAGGACGACAGGGAGGACCAGGACAGUAUCGUAGAUCUGAGACUAGCGGUUACCGGUGCGCAGGACGCCGGGAAAUCGACUCUCUUAGGGGUGCUGACGCAGGGUGAGUUGGACAAUGGUAGGGGUAGGGCUAGGCUCAACAUGUUGCGUCAUCUGCACGAGAUAAAGACGGGUCGCACGUCCUCGAUAUCGCACGAGAUCAUUGGGUUCGAUAGCGCUGGUCACGUCCUGAACUACGCCGAAAUGGCCACGGCCGAAGAGAUCUGCGAACAUGCAGCGAAGGUCGUCACGUUUAUCGACUUGGCGGGACACCGAAAGUAUCUGAGGACAACGGUGCUCGGGCUCACAGGAUAUUCGCCACACCACGUCAUGCUAGUGGUAGCGCCGCCUCUGAACGACGCGUCGCAGGAACACAUGGCUCUCUGUUUAGCGUUAAAACUUCCCGUUUUCAUUGUCGUGAAUAAAAUCGACUUGGGAUUCUGCGGCACGUCCGAGACUCUAGUUCAACUCGAGAACGCUAUGAGGACGCAGGGCUAUUCCAAGAAACUCGUACCGUUUAGCAGUAAUGACGUACCGUCAUGGGAUUACACGUCUGAUGUGAUACCAGUAUUUAGCGUUAGUUGCGUCACCGGGGAGGGUCUCGAGGAACUAACGAUGUUCAUCAAAAAUUUGGCACCUUACGAGACGGAUUCGAUCGACUCGGAUCCGGAAUCGUGUCUGUUUCAAAUUGACGAGACAUUUAGGGUAGCAGGUCUGACGCAACCUGUUUUAGGAGGAUUACUCGUUAAAGGGGCAAUCGCACCGGGAACCCGUUUAUUGGUGGGACCGUUGCCGGACGGAGAGUUCAGUCCUGUGAAAGUAGUUAGUCUACAUCGUAAUAAGGCUCCGUGCUGUUUGGUCAGAGCAUCGCAGAGUGCCAGUUUGACCUUGGCACCGCCAACGAAUCGUAGCCCUCCCCUGCCGCACCUUAGACCAGGGAUGGUUCUGGUUUCGCUGCGCGAUCGGCCACACGCGACACUUUUCUUUCAGGCAACGGUAUUAAUAGUGUAUCACGCGACCGCGAUAUUUUCUGGUUUUCAAACGACGGUGCACGUGGGUAACGUGAGGCAGACCUGCGUCAUCGAGGGCAUAAUGCACGCGCAAGAGCGAGGCCUGCAGACGAACGACACCGCUUCCGUGCUGUUCAGAUUCGUCAGUCAUCCGGAAUACCUGCACGUCGGGAUGCGACUGUUGCUCAGAGAGGGGCGCACCAAGGGAAUCGGUAAAAUCACGCAGAUUUUCCCGCUGAUCGGUUCGCAGAGCUCGAUUAAAUAAAGAAUAUUAAUAUUAAUGGUGCAAUGUAAGAUAACAUUCGGAUACGUCGUUUUCUAGUAUUUAUGUAACUUAAAGAGAGAGAGAGAAGAGGAAAAAAUGCAUAAAUGUUUUCUAAAAGUAGUCUCGUGUCGCGCUUGUUGACAUUACUGGCAUCGAUGAUGUAUAAUAGUUGCGUUUGUUCGUCAUGCAUGCACUUAAUGUGCGAUCCCGUUUUACAGCAGAGCGUAUUGACACUGAAAGAUAGAAUUUUUAGUUUUGCGUUACUACGAAGUCGAGAAUUUUACUAGGAGGUGAUUAAACGAGCAACAUAAGGAGAGUGCAUUCUCCUACAGGGGCGUAUAGCUGGGAGCUUUCUGGAGGUGUAAAUAGGUUGUAAAGCCCGUAUCAGACUACGUAUUGGAGAUUGGAAUUUCACCGAUCAGAACAAAGCAAUCUUUGUCUGCUUUGUUUUGAUUGAUCAAAUUCCAAUCUCCAAUACGUAGUCUGAUACGGGUUUAAUGUACAUUCAUUUAGAAAAAUUAUACCUUCACAAUCUUUUUGUAUAUACUUGUGUAUGAAAGUGUGUGUAGAAGACAAAAAAUUUCAUUUGGUUGACUCAAAAGCAUCGUUUUUUUACGCUGCAUUAUCGCUACGCCUUUGAUAAUACACAUCAGAGUGCACGUGACUUGUAGAGCGCACACACAGCUUGGUUUAUAUUAAAUCUUCCGCACAAUUUUCUUUAUGUACUUCAUACAAUUCGUUAGAUCUGUAAUUUUCAAGCUCAUUAACGCGCUUAUCAAAGUGCAUUACACACAUGUACUUAGAAGUAUAAAGGAAAUGUUAUAAAUACGAACGAGGUUCAUUUCUGUUCUGUACUGAUUGCAGCUUUAAAAUAAAAUCUGAUAAUAAGCU